Messenger RNA from Blastocystis hominis, 1077 nucleotides. RefSeq lists its product as hypothetical. The coding region runs from base 1 to 1077 and encodes 358 amino acids. The record is from RefSeq and is a predicted model, not a curated record. Gene Ontology annotation, cellular component: nucleus; cytoplasm. The transcript is spliced from 5 exons. NCBI's taxonomy places the organism in Eukaryota, Bigyra, Opalinata, Blastocystidae. Gene Ontology annotation, molecular function: ubiquitin binding. Gene Ontology annotation, biological process: ubiquitin recycling; proteasome-mediated ubiquitin-dependent protein catabolic process.
AUGAACCAAUUCGAGCUAUGCAGGGAACUGCGUGGACACCGCGAUGCUGUGCGAUGUUGUAUUUUUCUCGAUAACAACCCCAAUGGAUACUUUAUGGCUUCUGGAGGUCAAGACAACGCAAUCCUCCUGUGGAAAUUCACGGACUCCGAAACCUUUGCAUUUCCCGAGAAGAUAAUCCACCACAGUUGCUGGAUUACGUGUUUGUUAGCGUUACCAAACGGUUUCUUCGUUUCGGGCGGUUACGAUGGCAUCAUCCGCUUCUAUUCCCCAAAUGGAGAGAAUCUGGCGUUGCUCUCUGGACAUAGUGGAGGCAUUACUUCUCUCGCUCACGGCCCUAACGGAACGAUUCUAUCCGGCUCCUGGGAUGGUUCUGCGCGUAUGUGGGAUCUCAACUCGGCCAAAGAGAUCCAAAAAUUGACAGGAAUGGAAAACGCGGUCACAGCGAUCGCCCUCGACGAGAACACCGUCGUCACCACCUCCACCGGUAUGAAGGACGCCAUGAACGGCGUGUCUGGCUACGCUGUCCGCGUUUUCAAGCGCGGCGAGCAGGUCUCUAUCCAGCGCAGCCACUACGCGAGCGUCCGCUGCAGCGCGCCCUUCUUCCUCCAAGAUCGUCUCCCGUCGUCGAUCUCUCUGCCUGCCCCCGCGGACGGCUUCUUCACGGGCGGGAACGACGGGAAAGUGGUCUGUUAUCGCAGCGACGGCUCGGUCGUCUUCCGAUGCGACACCCCUCCGAACGUACCGAUGGCGGAAUUGUGUUCCGUGCAGGGAGAAGGGAAGUAUCCCUUCAUGAUGAAAGUCAAGUCGAUGGGAGGAGCCGACAUGAUGCAUGUCCGAUCUGUCUCCGUCAGCGAGAACGCGUAUAUGUAUUUCUGGGAAGGACCCAACUGCAUGCAGAUCGUCAAACACCCCGCGUCGCUCUGGGACGUCGAUGUCCGGCAUGUCAUCGAUCCCGCGGGGAACUCGCAUGUCUGGGCGAUCACGGCGUGCAGCGACGGAAUCCUGCGGUUAUUCUCGAGCAACCCGCGGGACUGGCUGCCGGAGGAGGCGCGUGUAGGGUCCGAUUUGAUUGGCUGA